This is a messenger RNA of Charadrius vociferus (killdeer), 2712 nucleotides long. RefSeq names its product G-protein signaling modulator 2 (gene GPSM2). NCBI's taxonomy places the organism in Eukaryota, Metazoa, Chordata, Aves, Charadriiformes, Charadriidae. The transcript is spliced from 14 exons. The record is from RefSeq and is a predicted model, not a curated record. Bases 252 to 2243 code for a protein of 663 amino acids. Gene Ontology annotation, molecular function: protein binding; GTPase regulator activity.
GCAGAAACGCAGCUGAAUGGAGCUUAAAGGGCCACAGAUGAAAGAACUUGAACACGUUUCUGAAGGUUUAAGUCUGACAGUGACCUCCUUACCUUAGUAAUAAAGAAGAGUUUUUCAACAGGAGCUUAGGAUAUCUUUACUCCAACUUAUUAAUAUACUAACUGGAAUGGUGUUCUGACAACAAUUCUCCGUAGUAAAGUACUUACCCUACUACAGAACGGUCUUAUUUUCUCUACUGAUAAUGCAACUCAAUGGAGGAAAGUAAUGUUUUGAUAAGCAUGCGUGAAGAUCGUUCCUUUCAUGUGCGAUACAGGAUGGAGGCUUCGUGCCUAGAGCUGGCUUUGGAAGGUGAGCGCCUGUGUAAAGCAGGAGAUUGCCGAGCUGGUGUAUCUUUCUUUGAAGCAGCUGUUCAGGUUGGAACUGAAGAUUUAAAAACACUCAGUGCUAUUUACAGCCAGUUAGGCAAUGCCUAUUUCUACUUGCAUGAAUAUGCAAAGGCCUUGGAGUACCAUCACCAUGAUUUAACUCUUGCAAGGACAAUUGGAGAUCUACUGGGAGAAGCUAAAGCUAGUGGGAAUCUGGGCAACACCUUAAAGGUACUUGGGAAUUUUGAAGAAGCUAUUGUUUGUUGUCAAAGACAUCUGGAUAUUUCCAGAGAGCUUAAUGAUAAGGUUGGAGAAGCAAGAGCACUGUAUAAUCUGGGAAACGUGUAUCACUCUAAAGGGAAACAUGUCGCUAAUGCUGGGACUCACGAUCCAGGGGAACUUCCAGAUGAUGUGAAAAAUGCUUUACAAAAAGCUGCAAAUUAUUAUGAGGAAAACCUGUCAAUAGUAACAGAGCUGGGUGAUAGAGCAGCACAAGGACGUGCCUUUGGAAAUCUGGGAAACACACACUAUCUUCUGGGCAACUUCAGGAGUGCAGUUUUAGCCCAUGAACAGCGUCUCCUAAUUGCAAAAGAAUUUGGUGAUAGAUCAGCGGAAAGAAGAGCAUACAGCAAUCUCGGAAAUGCCUACAUAUUCCUGGGUGAAUUUGAAACUGCCUCUGAAUACUACAAGAGGACGUUACAGCUGGCUCGUCAGCUUAAAGACAGAGCUGUGGAAGCACAGGCCUGCUACAGCCUUGGGAACACAUACACUUUGCUUCAAGACUAUGAAAAAGCAAUUGAUUAUCAUCUGAAACACCUUGUGAUUGCUCAGGAAUUACAUGAUAAAAUUGGUGAAGGAAGAGCAUGUUGGAGUUUAGGGAAUGCAUAUACUGCUCUGGGAAAUCAUGACCAAGCUAUGCAUUUUGCAGAAAGGCACUUGGAGAUUUCAAGAGAGGUAGGAGAUAGAAGUGGGGAACUCACUGCUAGACUUAAUCUCUCAGACCUUCAAAUGGUUCUUGGAUUAAGCUACAGCACAAACAACUCCAUGAUGUCGGAAAGCCAUGUGGUAGAUAACAGUUUGAAGGGUACCAGACCAAGAGUAGGACGCCGUCACAGUAUGGAGAAUAUGGAACUUAUGAAGUUAACGCCAGAAAAGGUUCAGAACUGGAACAGUGAAAUUCUUGCUAAGCAGAAACCACUGGUUGCCAAACCUUCAGCAAAACUGCAUUUUGUAAAUCGACUAAAAGGCAAAAAGUACAAAAACGGCACCACUUCCAAAGUUUUGCAGGAUGCCAGUAAUUCUAUUGAUCAUCGACUUCCAAACUCCCAGAGGAAAAACAGUCGAGAGACAAUGGCAGAUGAAGGGUUCUUUGAUCUGCUGAGUCGGUUCCAGAGUAACAGGAUGGAUGAUCAGAGAUGCCACUUCCAGGAGAAGAACAGAUUCUCAGCUGCUUCGGUGGCAACAUCCUCUACUCCACCUAAAACAAUGAGAAAAUCCUUUUCCACUUCUGUAGUCUCACCCCACACAGACGAAUUUCUAGACCUCCUCGCUAGCUCCCAGAGCCGCCGGCUGGAUGACCAACGCGCUAGCUUCACUAAUCUCCCUGGACUUCGUCUCAAUCAGCACAGCAGUCAGUCGGUCCUGGGACACCUCAUGGCAAGUAACAACAGAGAACUAGAUGACGACUUCUUUGAUAUAUUGAUAAAAUGCCAGGGUUCCAGACUGGAUGAUCAAAGAUGUGCUCCUCCAUCAUCUGCAAAAGGACCGACUGUACCAGAUGAGGAUUUUUUCAGCCUGAUUUUACGAUCGCAAGCUAAGAGAAUGGAUGAACAAAGAGUCCAUUUACCUUCAACUAUAAAGGGACCGAAUUCUAGCUAAAGAAAGAAAGAGGUGCAUACUGUACAGCAGCAUCUUGGGUUUCAUUUUUGAUUGCUGGAAAAAACAUACAUGCCUUUUUACAGAAGACUGCAAUUAGUAGUUUUGUCCCCUUUCUAAUAUGUUUUUAUAUAAAUAGCAGCAGCAUCCCACUUGUGACCAGUAGUCAGAGUUGCCGCUGCUCUUUGCAGCUGGCAGCUGCUUUUAGCAGUGUCCGAGAUACUGAUUACUGUAUCUCCCUCUUAACUGCCUCUAGUCUAUGAACAUUAAUAGGAGGUUUUUUUCCUGUCAAGGUACUCUCAUUGCUGAUGUGUGGAUUCUGCCACUGUCUCCAUCUAGUGUAAGACCUAAAUUUGUACAUUCUUUUCAAAGAAAACUUGAUUAUUUUUCCCCCUCAUUUGUACCUCCCUGGAAAAAGGUCCUGGUUUCUUUUAUACUUUUUUUAAAAAUAAAAAAAAAAUAAUUGAGAAAU